Molecule: messenger RNA, 1565 nt
Organism: Setaria italica (foxtail millet)
Lineage: Eukaryota; Viridiplantae; Streptophyta; Magnoliopsida; Poales; Poaceae
Product: DIMBOA UDP-glucosyltransferase BX8
Exons: 2
Coding region: 66-1448 (460 amino acids)
Molecular function (GO): UDP-glycosyltransferase activity
Source: RefSeq, a predicted model, not a curated record
UGUUUCGGGCCACAAAAAGUCCUUAUCCAGAGAGCCGUUUGCAUCGAGGUGGCAGGAUUGCAGGAAUGGCCUCGCCCACCAUCCGAGCCGGCCGCCGCGUGGUGUUCUUCCCGCUCCCUUACCAGGGGCACUUCAACCCGAUGCUCCGCCUCGCCGGCGCUCUGCACGCGCGCGGCGUCGCGGUCACCGUGUUCCACACCGAUCUUCGCGCGCCAGACCCGACCUACUACCCCUCGGACUACCGCUUCGUGCCGGUGCCGGUCCAUGUGCCCACAGAGCUCGUGGGGUCGGAGGACAUCGCGAGGUUCGUGAUGGAGCUGAACGUCAGCUGCGCAGCGCCGUUCAAGGAGCGGCUGGCGGCGCUGCUUGCGGGGGAGGAGGAGGAGGAGGAGGCAGGAGGCGUCCAGUGCGUGAUUACAGACGUCAUUUGGUACUCGGCGCAGGCGGCGGCGAGGGAGCUCGGCGUGCCGGCGCUGGGGCUCAUGACCAGCAGUGCUGCGAGCUUCCGGAACAUCAUGGUCUACCCGACACUGAUUGAGAAGUGCUACUUGCCUGUCCAAGAGGAGCACAAGGAUGAUCCAGUCGACGUGCUGCCACCGUUCCGUGUGAGGGACCUUCAACGCAUCGAGACGAGCAGCCUUGCCGACUUCGCCAGCCUGCUCGAGCACACAGUCGAUGGAGGGCGGCAGUCCGCCGGCCUCAUAAUCAACACCGUCGAGGCCAUCGAGGCGGUUGACCUCGACAAGAUCCGCGAGGACAUGCCCAUCCCCGUGUUCCCCAUAGGCCCUCUCAACAUGGUCUCGCCGCCGGUGGAAAGCAGCUUGUACCAGUUGCAGCAAGACCGCCGGUGCCUCGACUGGCUGGACACGAAGGCGCCUGGCUCCGUUAUCUACGUGAGCUUCGGGAGCCUUGCUGCCAUGGACCCGCACGAGUUUGCGGAGCUGGCUUGGGGCCUGGCUGACAGUAAGCGCCCGUUCAUCUGGGUGGUCAGGCCGAGCCUCAUCCGCGGGUCCGAGUCCGGUGAUCUGCCCGAAGGGUUUCGGGAAGAGAUUGGCGAUCGAGGCAGGAUCGUCGACUGGGCUCCGCAGGAUGAGGUGCUUGCUCACCCUGCAGUUUGCGCUUUCCUGACUCACAAUGGUUGGAACUCGACGAUGGAGGCUAUAUCACAAGGCGUGCCGAUGAUAUCACGACCUUUCUUUGGUGACCAAUAUGGAAAUGCUAUGUUCGUGUGCCACGUUUGGAGGGUUGGAGUGGAGGUUCAAGUGGAAAACCAGCUCGAGAGAGGGAAGGUCAGAGAUGCUAUUGAGAAACUGAUGGGCAGCAAAGAAGGGAAAGAGAUUGGAGAGAGGAUGAUGAACCUGAAAGAGAUAGCGGAGAAAGGCAUUAAGGAGAGUGGAUCAUCUCACACAGCUUUCCUUAACUUGGCUGAUCUCAUAUUUUCACUAUGAAACACUUGUAAGGUACAAAGCGUAUUUGUUAUUGGUAUGGAACGCAUGGAUUGGACGUGUACUUUCCUUUUGUAGUUUUAUUCAAUUUCCACUUUGAACUAGGAACCUAAUUUAACA